UCUACGUACAAUAAGAUAAAAAAUGAGCAUUUUAAAGGAGCCGAUAGAUUUUCGAGCGCUCGAGGCCGAGCUCGACGUGGCCCUCAAGGCCGACGAGCUUUACAAGCUGCAGAACGACGCCAAGAUCAGGGCGAUCGAGCAGAGGGUGCCGACUUACGACGACUUUCGUCACAUGGUGCAAGCGGCCCAUCUGAGGCCCCUCGACAAGAACGACACGAAGAAGCGAGCCCAGGGCUCGUGGAAUCAGUGCGCCGUCGCCGUAGACAGCGAUGAAAAAGCGGGCGGCGACGUCGAGGCACGCAUGGCCGAGAUGAGACCGAAGGAGGGCGAGGAGGAAAUCGACCCUCUAGACCCGAAGAUCGAGCCCAAGACCAGCCAAGAGUUCGUCAAGUAUUGGCAUCGCCUGCGCGAGCCCCGCAAGAAGCUCGCCUACCUGGUGCGCUUCCAGGACCGGCUCAAGGAUAAGUUCUUCGGUGGCGAGGUGCCCACCGAGUUCCUCGAGGAGCUGUUCGACUGCACCCUCGACAUGAUCGGAGAAAAAAACGAUGACGAUAAGGAACAACCGGAAAGGGUUCGACAGCUGCUGGGCCUGCUCGAGCUGCUGGGCCAGUGUCGUCGCUUCGUGCUGAAUCUGUCGAUGAUCGAGAACAAGGCGCCGAUCGACCGUACCUUCGAGAGGCUGUACGAGCUCGUCGACACCGCGGACAAGCGACAGCUGCAGCGUUUCAUCUUCGUCGCGUCGCACUACGACAUACUGCUCGUGCCCAAGGCACAAUUGUCGCCGACGCACGAAUAAAAAAUUGACGAGAUCUCGCAAUUGUACAUCGCAUUUUCUAUAUUCGAAACUCCACGAUUUUUCUCUUCUCUUAUUUUUUUUUAUCUACUAUACCUAUUUUAUUUAUUUUUUAAUUAUUGAGAUAAGCAUAGGCGAUAAGAGCGUCCCGCAUAUAUACGAUAAACAAUCAGCUGCCACGGAAAGUUUACCAACUGUCAGUUUGAGUUGCAGUCCUGCUGU
Messenger RNA from Trichogramma pretiosum, 1015 nucleotides. RefSeq names its product coiled-coil domain-containing protein 103. NCBI's taxonomy places the organism in Eukaryota, Metazoa, Arthropoda, Insecta, Hymenoptera, Trichogrammatidae. Gene Ontology annotation, biological process: determination of left/right symmetry; epithelial cilium movement involved in extracellular fluid movement; inner dynein arm assembly. Bases 23 to 796 code for a protein of 257 amino acids. The record is from RefSeq and is a predicted model, not a curated record. The transcript is spliced from 2 exons. Gene Ontology annotation, cellular component: outer dynein arm.